Messenger RNA from Ilyonectria robusta, 648 nucleotides. RefSeq lists its product as uncharacterized. Gene Ontology annotation, biological process: lipid metabolic process. NCBI's taxonomy places the organism in Eukaryota, Fungi, Ascomycota, Sordariomycetes, Hypocreales, Nectriaceae. The record is from RefSeq and is a predicted model, not a curated record. The coding region runs from base 186 to 596 and encodes 136 amino acids. The transcript has 2 exons.
CCUACUUGCCCUCGACGGCGGCGGAGUUCGCGGCCUGUCCUCGCUGAUGAUUCUACAGAAUCUCAUGUCUACCAUCGACCCCGACUCCCCGCCCAAGCCAUGCGAUUACUUCGACAUGAUCGGCGGCACCAGCACCGGCGGCCUGAUCGCCAUCAUGCUGGGGCGCCUAGGAUGACGGUUGACGAAUGCAUCCACUGCCUACACGUCCUUGUCCGACAAGGUGUUCGAGAAGAAGAGCCACAGGGUCAAGAUCAACGGCCAGUUACAGGGCAGAUUUGAUACUGUGGCGCUGGAGCAGGCAGUCAAGCAGAUACUGGUGGACAACGGCCACGGCGAAGACGCGCUUCUUAAAGAUCCCUCCAAAACAGCUUGCAAACUUCGUGUGCGCGACGAGCAAAGAAACCGGAGACACGGUGUGCCUAACGAGCUACCGUCCCCGCAGACUGGCCCACCUAUAUGACUCCACCAAGAUAUGGCGAGCCUGUCGGGCUACGUCUGCCGCGACUACCUUCUUCGAUCCAAUCGCUAUCGGGCCCUUUCAAGAGCAGUUCGUCGACGGUGCCCUGGGAGCGAAUAACCCCGUAUACGCGCUUUAGAACCAGGCUCAGGAUGUCUGGGCCGACCAGCUGCGGGGCAGUCUUCGGUGCC